AUGGCAGCCACCACCGCAGCAUCCAUAACCACAGCAGCAGCAACAACUGCAGCAACCAAACUCCAAUCUUCUUCUUCUUCUCUCCUCAAACCCUACUCUUCUUCCCAAUUGCCCUUCAAAUUCACCAAAUUUACGACAUCUCGCGCACCAUCAAGGUUCGCAAUUUCUUGCACCUUGGCCACAGAGGCUGCGGUUGAAAUGGAGGAAGUGGCGGAUUCUGACCCGAGCCAAUGGAAACGACCAGAUUCUUUUGGUCGGUUUGGUAAAUUUGGCGGAAAAUAUGUACCUGAAACUCUUAUGUAUGCUCUCACUGAGCUCGAAUCUGCUUUCCAUUCCUUGAAAGAUGACCCUGAAUUUAAGAAAGAGCUAGAUGGGAUUUUGAAAGAUUACGUUGGAAGGGAAAGUCCUCUUUAUUUUGCUGAGCGGCUUACAGAGCAUUACAAGCGUCCUAAUGGUGAAGGGCCGCAUAUUUAUCUCAAGAGGGAAGAUCUUAACCACACAGGUGCUCAUAAGAUUAAUAAUGCUGUUGGCCAAGUGUUGCUUGCAAAGCGUUUGGGAAAGCAGCGCAUUAUUGCUGAAACUGGAGCUGGUCAGCAUGGAGUUGCAACUGCUACCGUUUGUGCACGGUUCGGUCUUCCAUGUGUUGUUUAUAUGGGCGCACAAGAUAUGGAAAGACAAGCACUUAAUGUUUUCAGGAUGCGUCUUCUUGGGGCUGAGGUGAGAGGAGUUCAUUCCGGCACUGCAACCUUGAAAGAUGCUACAUCAGAAGCUAUACGAGAUUGGGUGACUAAUGUAGAGACAACCCAUUAUAUUUUGGGAUCUGUUGCUGGGCCGCAUCCUUUUCCCAUGAUGGUGCGGGAGUUCCAUAGGGUUAUUGGUGUAGAAACAAGAAAACAAGCACUGGAAAAAUGGGGUGGGAAGCCAGAUGUGCUGGUUGCAUGUGUUGGUGGUGGUUCAAAUGCAAUGGGACUCUUUGAUGAAUUCAUUAAAGACGAGGAUGUUAGGUUGAUUGGUGUGGAGGCUGCAGGUUUAGGCAUAGAUAGCGGCAAGCAUGCUGCCACUCUGACCAAAGGAGAAGUGGGGGUGUUGCAUGGAGCUAUGAGCUAUUUGUUACAAGAUGAAGAUGGGCAAAUAAUUGAGCCUCAUUCUAUUAGUGCAGGGUUGGACUACCCUGGAGUUGGACCCGAGCACAGUUUCCUGAAAGAUAAAGGACGUGCUGAAUACUACAAUGUCACAGAUGAAGAAGCAUUGCAUGCAUUCAAGAGAUUAUCAAGAUUAGAGGGCAUAAUCCCUGCUUUGGAGACAUCACAUGCACUGGCUUAUUUGGAGAAGCUCUGCCCCACUCUCCCAGCCGGAACGAAGGUGGUUCUUAACUGCAGUGGCAGAGGGGAUAAAGAUGUUCAAACUGCCAUCAAGUAUUUGCAGAGGAAUAAUAGGUUAAUGCUAUCUUGGUUAUGGAAGUCUUACUUUGUCUUUCCUGAAGGAAAAGCUUUGUUGUUGUCAAAGGUGUAG
This is a messenger RNA of Dovyalis caffra, 1512 nucleotides long. Lineage: Eukaryota; Viridiplantae; Streptophyta; Magnoliopsida; Malpighiales; Salicaceae. The record is from the annotation of a GenBank genome assembly.